UGUGAUAAUGAAUAUACAGUGCACUCUACUUCUCUCUGACAAACUUACAUGAAGGAACUGUGCAUGCAGCAAUGCAAGCAACUUGUGUGCUUCCACUAAGAGGAUCAGUGGUAAUUACCAACACCAUCAUUAGUUAUGAAGAAAAAAUGGCUGUUUGUUAGCAACUGUCAGAUGGCUCGAACACAAAGAAAUAAAGCCACCAUGGGUCAUCUUGGAUUGCUGAAAGCUCGUCUAGCCAAACUGAGGAGAGAACUUAUGACACCUAAAGGUGGUGGAGGUGGACCUGGUGAAGGUUUUGAUGUUGCCAAAACUGGAGAUGCAAGAAUUGGAUUUGUUGGUUUCCCAUCUGUAGGAAAAUCAACAUUAAUGAACACUCUUGCUGGUGUUUUUUCUGAAGUUGCAGCAUAUGAAUUUACAACAUUAACUACUGUACCAGGUGUUAUAAAAUACAAAGGGGCAAAAAUACAACUUUUAGAUUUACCUGGUAUCAUAGAAGGAGCCAAAGAUGGAAAAGGUAGAGGACGACAGGUUAUCGCAGUUGCCAGGACAUGCAGCUUAAUAUUCAUUGUAUUAGAUGUGCUAAAGCCCCUUGUGCACAAGCGGCUAAUAGAACAUGAAUUAGAAGGAUUUGGGAUAAGACUGAAUAAAGAACCACCUGGUAUUGUACUAAGAAAGAAAGAUAAAGGUGGUAUUAAUUUGCAAGUCAUGGUUCCUCAAUCAGAAUUAGAUUUGGAUAUGGUUAAAACAAUCUUAUCUGAAUAUAGAAUUCAUAAUGCUGAUGUUGUGCUGAAGUCCGACUGUACUUCUGAUGAACUUAUUGAUGUCAUUGAAGGAAACAGAAUAUAUAUACCAUGUAUCUAUGUGUUGAACAAAAUUGAUCAAAUUUCUAUUGAGGAAUUGGACAUUAUUUAUCAGAUACCUCAUACAGUUCCUCUUUCUGCUCAUCAUAAAUGGAAUUUUGAUGAUCUACUAGAGAAGACGUGGGAAUAUUUAAAGUUGAUCCGAAUAUAUACCAAACCCAAAGGCCAGCUUCCUGAUUAUGAAUCUCCUGUAAUACUUUCACAUGAUAAAUGUACUGUGGAAGAUUUCUGUAACAAACUGCAUAGAACGAUAAUGAAGGAGUUUAAAUAUGCUUUGGUUUGGGGAUCAUCUGUGAAACAUAAUCCUCAGAAAGUUGGAAAAGAUCAUGUUUUGAAUGAUGAAGAUGUGGUGCAAGUUGUUAAAAAGAUAUGAAAAAGAGCUGGAAUGAAAUUAUUGGAUGAAAGCCAUAUAUAUAAACUAGCCAAUAAAUCAUGGAUAUUUUUAUUUUCACUUGCA
Messenger RNA from Stegodyphus dumicola, 1317 nucleotides. It is a transcript of the gene 128up, whose product is annotated as GTP-binding protein 128up. Gene Ontology annotation, molecular function: GTPase activity; GTP binding. The record is from RefSeq and is a predicted model, not a curated record. NCBI's taxonomy places the organism in Eukaryota, Metazoa, Arthropoda, Arachnida, Araneae, Eresidae.